Messenger RNA from Eublepharis macularius, 2533 nucleotides. RefSeq names its product ADP-ribosylserine hydrolase (gene ADPRS). Gene Ontology annotation, cellular component: mitochondrion; nucleus. The record is from RefSeq and is a predicted model, not a curated record. Lineage: Eukaryota; Metazoa; Chordata; Lepidosauria; Squamata; Eublepharidae. The coding region runs from base 1 to 1143 and encodes 380 amino acids. The transcript has 6 exons.
AUGGCGGCGGCCGGGGUGGCGGGAAGCGGCUUGGCGACCGCGGCGGGCUCCCUCUUCAGCCGCAGCCGGUUCCGGGGCUGUCUUCUCGGGGCUCUGCUGGGCGACUGCCUGGGUGGCGGCUUCGAGGCCCUGGAGUCGGUCAGCCUGACGGAGCUGCUGCACUUCGUGCGCUCCUUGCAGCCGCCGGAGAAAGAGGAGGAGGGACCCGCGACGGGCGACGACCCUAUCUGCGGCGCUAGGAAAACCCUCUUUUACAGUGAUGACACAGCCAUGACACACUCUGUAGUGAGGUCGCUGUUGGCCAAGCAAGAUUUUGAUGAAGUGGAUAUGGCAAAGCGGUUUGCUGAAGAAUACAAGAAAGACCCUGACCGGACCUAUGGAAGGGGUGUGAUUACGGUGUUCAAGAAGCUCCUCAGCCCCAAGUGCAGAGACGUUUUUGAGCCAGCAAGACAGCAGUUUAAUGGGAAAGGUUCCUAUGGUAAUGGUGGUGCCAUGAGGGUAGCAGGCAUCCCAUUGGCUUACUCUAAUGUUCAAGAUGUGAAGAAGUUUGCUAAACUGAGUGCCGAGCUGACCCACUCCAACUCCCUGGGUUAUAAUGGAGCCAUACUACAGGCCUUAGCAGUUCACUAUGCUCUCCAGGGGGAGCUGAAUCGGGACAGGUUCCUGGAGCAGCUGAUCGGCCACAUGGAAGAUGUGGAAAUGGAUGAUAAGUCUGUCGCUGAUGCACGAAUGCUUGGCUAUGAAGAAUUGCCCUUUUCAAAGCGGCUAAAGAAGAUCAAAGGAUUUCUGGAACAGAGCACCGUGCCGAAUUCAGAUGUGCUAGACGAAUUAGGCAAUGGCAUUGCAGCUCUGCAUUCAGUCCCUACUGCCAUAUAUUCCUUCCUGCGCUGCAUGGAAUCCCAUCCAGAUAUCCCCGAGGACUACAAUUGCCUGCAGCGGACCAUCAUCUACUGCAUCUCACUGGGUGGGGAUACGGACACCAUUGCAACCAUGGCUGGAGCCAUAGCUGGAGCUUAUUAUGGGGAAGAGCAAGUACCCCAAAACUGGAAGCAUAGCUGUGAGUCUUUUGAAGAGACAGAGAAACUAGCUGAUAGUUUGUAUGAACUCUAUUGUCAACGCCAGAGGGAAUCUGGUACCCAGUAAUGGGCUGUUUGUGCCCUGCAAUCUCUGUUCAUCCUUCAGAGGAUGUAAAGCACAUCUGAAAUUAAAGGGGAUUGUUCCAUCAAGGGAAAUACUCUUAGGAAGCACUGAAUGUCUUGAUGAUGAUUCUGUAUAACCAAAUGCUCAUUUGCUUGCUGCUGGAGAGCUUUUUUUUUUUUUAACACCCUCUCUAAUCUUACUGUUAAAUCUUGGUGUCAGAUCAAGGAACCUCUUUGUUCGCUGUGCCAGGCAUCUGUGCAUUUCAAGGUCCUUGGCUCAAGGUGAACUUCGCAGUGGUUUGAAAAGUAAGCUUGCCCUGUGUAGCAGUUGGGCUGUGCUAGAGGUAGAAUGGGAAGCUGUACUUACAACAACUAAGAUAAAGGGCAAAGCUUGUAAGCCUGGCCCUACAGCUCACGCUCGGGUGCAAGUUCAUCAAACAAGUCUUCUGGAUUCUGAAUGUAAGUUGCCUUUUCCCUCUGACUGUUACAUUAUAUUUCCUCUUGUGACUGAGUAGGACUUCUGGAGUCUGAUUCUCUGCACAUCUUUCAUAUCAAGAGUAAUUAGUAAAUUUUUAAAAGCUGCUACCUAUAAAUCAAAGGUAUCAAGGGAGCUUCUUGUAUUUUGAUUACAGGGAACAAAGUAACCAAAUUUAAGCUGACACAAAUUGAAGAAUCAAGUCCCAGCAGAAAGCUCUGCAGUUCUCCAAUGCAGAAAGGAUAGUUCCCCUCAAGGAAGGGCUUCCCUGUUAAUUAACGAUACCCUGACCCUUGGAAGUUGGGGGGAGCCUCCGUACGCAUCACGUGACCCCUAACUGGAUCAGUCCUUGAAUGGAUGGGUAUGGCAGGGAGACUGGGCCUUUGGUAUUCCCUGGUUUACAAACCUUCAUAUUUUAUUUCAUGUUGCAAAUGAUGACUUAAGAACAAACUAAAGAUGAGUAAUGCAAAUGUUUUUACAUAGGCUUAAUUUUCUUACAGGGGAUGACUGAAAUACAAUUUUUUUUGUAAAAUAAGAUUUAUUGAUGUUGGGUCAAUACAAUCAAGUACUGUAGUUUCAAUUCAGAAGUGAAGGCCAGUUUUUGAUCACAAAAUAAGAGUGCAUUUUAAACCAAAUUUACUAUGAAACAGUGCAUGUAACAUAAGUAUUUACAAAACUAAAAAAACCCUCUAUAUACUAGGUUAGAAAUGAAGAUACUAGAGGCAAUUUUUUUUUUAAAAAAGUAAGAAUUGGUAUAUAAAAAUGCAUAUUGUAAUGCAUAGUUGAAGUCUUCAAACCUGAUCUUUCUACCGACUGAAACCAAAUUUCCCCCUUUUUUUGUACAUGAAAACCCAACAUUUAUCUCGGACAAAUACCAGGUAUGUUUUUACUUCAGUAAAAAUAAACUAAUCCAUGACUU